AUGUUUCACGUCAACGACGUGUUUAACGCCAACACUGGACUUGAGAGAUUCGUCGUCUGGCAUCAACAACAGAAGGACAUCCCACCCAGUGAUCACUACAUGCUGUUUACUGGGAUGGAGGUGGAAGAGUUCACAGGUCGAGCCUACAUGAGCAGUGCAUGCACGCCCUUUGGUGUCUCCAUAAUCAAAAGUACAGUGGACGGCCUGGUCGGUCUGAUAGCAGCACACGAGCUGGGUCACAGCCUGUCAGCGAGUCAUGACGCCAACACUGACUCCUGUCGUGACGAUGACCAGUACAUCAUGUCCACAGUGUCGUCCAGCUCUGUGGACCCCAGCAACGAGGGCAACCCAUGGAGGUUUUCCCCCUGCUCCAUCAAGGCCUUCAAGACGUAUCUACAGAUAACCGACUGUACUUUACCUGAGAAGACAAAACAGUCAAACGUUUUACCAAGUGGACCAAGUCCAGGGCAGGUGUUGACCAAAGACGAGCAGUGUGCACGGUCAUCACGUGACUCUGGCAGCCAUUACUGUAAGGACGUCCAACAAAUGAACGGGGGAGAGCAUCUAGUCUGUAGCGGGAUGUUCUGUAGCUCAGUUGAUGACUCGACAUUUUGCUACAUCACGUUACCACUGGAACACACAGCGUGCGGGGACAACAUGUGGUGCUAUGCCGGUCACUGUGUCAGCAACCUUUCAACACAAGCCACCAGUGAACCAGAAGCUGCAGGCACGGCAACAACUGCUGAUGUCACCCAAAACACGUCUCUUGCACCGCCUGAUGGAACAGCCUCACCGCCUGAUGGAACAGCCGCACCGCCUGAUGGAACAGCCGCACCGCCUGAUGGAACAGCCGCACCGCCUGAUGGAACAGCCGCACCGCCUGAUGGAACAGCCGCACCGCCUGAUGGAACAGCCGCACCGCCUGAUGGAACAGCCGCACCGCCUUCGCGAACAGCCGCACCGCCUGAUGGAACAGCUGAUAAAGCAGCCAACCCUACCACAGCCAACCCUACCACAGCCAACCCUACCACAGCCAACCCUACCUCCACCAACCCUCCACCAACCCAGCCUAAAGAAAUCCCUACCACAAAUCACGACCCAGAUAGACCAACCACCGAACCAAAACUAAAGAACCACACAGACACCACCAGAACGUGCUCGCUAGAGAUGCAGCAAAUACAAAAUUUAACAACAAACAACUCAAUGAAUCUAUCCUCUAAAUCUGUGUCUUAUUCAUCAGCGGAACAAAGCAACAACAUGAUGACCAGACAACAAACUGACUACAUUUUAAAACUUCAACAACAACAAACUUCUACAGACAAAACAGGAUCAACUAUUACAAAUUCACAAAUAUUUCAGUUUUCCUUUCAUAACCAGUUUGAUCAAUCAAACCAAGCUCAGUCCUUGACGAUUCACUCAGUUCAGUCAAUGCAACCAGCCCCAGGCUCAACCCAACAAAACGUCCAACCCGUCAACCAGCCAAUACAAGACAAUAGUCUCGGUCAGGCAUCCAACAUUAAACAUGGGAGCAACCUCCAUCAACCACUAGAGUUACACCUCCCACAACCCGACAACCUUCUCCAAGCUUUACAAUCACAACUCUCAAAACUUCAACAGCAACUCGCACAACAACCCGACAACCCCCUGACACACCAACCCGACAACCCCUUGACACAACAACCCGACAACCCCCAAAAGUCCAACAUAUUUGGAUCGAUCCCUUUGGACGGCUGUGCAAUGUUUAUCUAUCUCAGAAACUUGGACGGCUGGAUGAGUUGUAAGAACUUAUUAAAGACACCAGAAACAGAACAAAGAAGCGGCCAACCGUCACAGUAAAAGGGCUUGAGAGACGUACAUGUUACUUCAGUGAAUGUAUACAUAACUUGUUCUCAUUCAGUGGGAAUGUAUACAAUAUUUUUUUCUGAUUAAAAAACCUGUGAAUGCUUACACAACUCGUUUUGAUUCAGUAUGACGAUAUGCACAAUUUGCUAUCAUUUAGUGGGAAAAUAUUUGAUAUAUGUUAUAAUUCCAUGUGAAUGUAUACACAAUUUAUUUACUGAUUCAGUUUGAAUACAUACACAAACUCGGUCUGCACAGUUUGCUAUCAUUUAGUGUGAAAAUGUAUGCUAUUUGUUCUCAUUCAAUGUCACUGUAAACACAAUAUGUUCUCAUUAUAUGUGAAUGUAUACACAAUUUAUUUACUGAUUCGGUUUGAAUACAUACACAACUCGUUAUGACUCAGUGUGGCUGUAUGCACAAUUUGUUCUCAUUCAAUGUGACUGUAAACACCAUUUGUUCCGAUUGAAUGAGAAUGUAUACACAACUUGUUCUGAACUCCAGCCCUCUGUUUACUGCCCUUCUCCUGUUUCCUACACCAACCACUUCUGCUCUAAGAAACCACGUGACACUUGUCCUGUACGAUUCACGUUUUGUUUAAAAUUCUUGUCCAAAUUACGUUGUCCGUGUUUGAAUCGUUUGUUAUUGCGUGGCAAUUAUGAGAUCAAACACGUCGUAUUGUCCAGGCUUAUGCUAAUGUUUUAUAAGGUGUCACGCUCCACUGCACCUAAUGAAACCCGUUUUUUGCAUGAUACAUUUACUUUCACAAAUGCCUUAUACAAAUGUAUACACCUUGAAAUAAAACUGUAAAACAAAUAAAUUUGCUAUCCAAU
Molecule: messenger RNA, 2669 nt
Organism: Physella acuta
Lineage: Eukaryota; Metazoa; Mollusca; Gastropoda; Physidae
Product: mucin-2-like
Biological process (GO): proteolysis
Molecular function (GO): metalloendopeptidase activity
Source: RefSeq, a predicted model, not a curated record